CUGCCGUCAGCGCCCCCGUGUCGGCGACCCCUCCCCGCUGACCUCACCGGCGACGCCGCCGCCUCCUCGGGCGCAUAUAAGCGGCGGUCGCGCCGAGGAGCCCGCAGCCCGCGCCGGCGACCCCCGGACCCCGGACGCGCCAGAACCCAGAAGCCACCAUGCAGGGCCCCUGGAUGAUGGUCGUCUUGGCCCUGGCGCUGGCCGGUGUCCCUGGCCGUGCUCAGCCUGAGGUGGCCCAGCAGGAGGUGGGGCUGGCCGAGCCCCCAGACCUGGCAGAACUUUUGCGCCAGGCAGAACACCUCUUGCUCCUCCGGGAAGACCUUCUGCAACUGCAUGCAGACCAGGGCGACGCUGAAUCUGAGUUCCAGAUCUCUCAGCCCCGCUGGGUCUCCAAGCGGCAGCACCCGGGCAAAAGGGAGGCGGCCGAGGAGGAAGAAGGAAUGGCAGAGGAAGAGGAGGAAGAAGCAGGUGCUGUGGGACCCGUCAAGCGCCAGCACCCUGGCCGGCGGGAAGAUGCCCCCGCAGGGUCCGUGGACGCCCCCCAGCAGAAGCGCCAGCACCCUGGCCGGCGGUCCUCCUGGCUCAGGGACAUGGUCACCAAAAGGCAGCACCCCGGUCGUCGGCUGGCGGAGCUCCAGGCCCAAGAAGGAGCCGAGAAGGAAGAGGAGGAGGGGGAGGAGGAGGAGGGGGAGCGGGGGACGGAGAAACGCCAGCACCCGGGCAAGAGGGCCCUGGGCGGCGCGUGUGGGCCCUGGCGGGCCUGCGGACAAGCCCGCCUCCUGCUGGGGCUCCUGGCGGGCCUGGGUCGGGACGGGGUUGCCGAGAGCAAGAGGCAGCACCCAGGCCGGAGGGCAACCCUGCAGGCGUGA
Sorex fumeus (smoky shrew) is the source of this 869-nucleotide messenger RNA. RefSeq names its product thyrotropin releasing hormone (gene TRH). The transcript is spliced from 3 exons. Gene Ontology annotation, molecular function: thyrotropin-releasing hormone activity. The record is from RefSeq and is a predicted model, not a curated record. NCBI's taxonomy places the organism in Eukaryota, Metazoa, Chordata, Mammalia, Eulipotyphla, Soricidae. Gene Ontology annotation, cellular component: extracellular region. Gene Ontology annotation, biological process: hormone-mediated signaling pathway. Bases 159 to 869 code for a protein of 236 amino acids.